UAUCGAAACCCAUGGUGCAAGAUGGGCAUAGAGAAUUUCGAUGUGUGGCUUGGGCAUUUGGACCUUGUAUUGAAGUUGUUCCUCACAUUCGACCUGUAAUAAGUGUGGAUGCUUCAUUUCUACCGGGAAGGUACAAGGGAAGGUUGCUAAUGGCUUGUGGAUAUGACGCUAAUUACCAACUAAUACCUCUUGCAUUUGCCAUUGUGGAGAAAGAGGAUGCAUCAAACUGGGGCCGGUUCAUGAGAUGGCUUCGGAGGGAGGUAAUUGGUGUUGGAAAGUUCGUGUGUGUCAUUUCAGAUCGCCACAAAGCAAUCAAAUGGGUGUUUAAGCAGCCACACAUUGGUUGGAACGAGGAUGCUGGAAGACAAAAAUGAGAAAGAACAACCUGAAAAAGUAUUUCAAUGCAUGGAUGGGGGUUACCGUUGGGGGAUCAUGACCAGCAAUGGGUCCGAGUCCUUAAACAAUGUGUUUAGGCUUUCCCUAAGGCUCCCAGUGGCAGCGAUUGUGGAUGAAACAUUUUCAAAGUGUUUGGAGUGGUUUGUGGAAAUAAGGCGAAGUGCUCUUAACUUGGUUGAUGAUGGAAAGCAAUGGUCCGAACGGGUGGACAAACUUUUGGUGAAAAGGGGUGACAGGGCAGGACAUAUGCAUGUUAUUUCAUAUGGCGAUGAAGUUAGAAUAUUUGAGGUCAAGGUUGAUCACGAGAGGGUUCCAUUACGCCAUGGAGAUCAUGUUGUUUUUAUUCAUAAAGGCUUCGAGUACAGGGUCAUUUUGCGACCAAAUAAUGCUCCAUCUUGUGAAUGCCUAAAGCCGAACCUAACUGGCGUGCCAUGUGCUCAUGUGCUUGCUGUUUGCAAGUAUCGGAAUCUGAAUGAAAAUGAAAUAGUACACUCGUAUUACUCUUCUCAAGUGCUUGCAAAUACUUGGGCUGGGCAAUUUCAUCCAUAUGGUAACCAAAAUGAGUGGCCAACAUAUAAUGGACCUACUAUUGUUCCCGAUGAGAAGUUAGUAAACCGUGGGCAUCGUCAGCACAAAAGGAUCCCCAUGUACAUGGAUGAAAUGCAAGGAAGGCGAAUGGGGCACCAGGCCGGACGUUCCACAAGAGACAAUAAUCAAAUAGGCACAUCAUCUAGUCAAGGACAGAUCUCAUUGUCGAUUCAAUGAAAGAGGUUGAGUCAAGGGAAGAGCACAUCAUCCAUAGGAAAGAGGUUGAGUCAAAUGAAGAGCAUAGAAUCUAAAAGGAAGAGAUCAAAUAAAGAGAAGACCACAUCAUCUAGUCGAAAUUCUGACACUAGGAGUACCAUCUGAUGAGUAGUAUUCUGGGAAAUUUUCAUUAAAUUUGAAUUCAAACAUCGACAGAGUCGUCCAUUGUUCGUUCAGCCAAAAAUUGGCUAAAAUUUUGAACUAAAAAUAAAA
Triticum urartu is the source of this 1413-nucleotide messenger RNA. NCBI's taxonomy places the organism in Eukaryota, Viridiplantae, Streptophyta, Magnoliopsida, Poales, Poaceae. The record is from RefSeq and is a predicted model, not a curated record.